AUGGUGAAGGAUAACUGGAUAAACUCUGAGUCUCUUUCAGACACUAUCACCCUUUUUACUUAUGCAGCUGAUACAUGGAAUAAAAAGGUGUUUGGUUAUAUUGGCACAAAAAAGAAGAUAGUUAUGGCAAGACUUCGAGGAAUACACAAAAGCCUCAAUAGACAUCAUUCGACUUUCCUUAUCAAUCUUGAAAUCGAACUUCUCACCGAGUUAGAGCAACUCCUAGACCAAGAGGAAAUUCUAUGGAAACAACACUCAAGAAUAAAUUGGACUACCCAAGGUUACUUCCCGGCUAUUUCGACUCAUUUAAAGGAUUCCAUGUCCAUUGAACCCGAUGAAAAGGAAAUCUAUGAAGCUCUUAAGGAUAUUGCUCCCCUAAAAGCACCGGGACAUGAUGGCCUCCAUGCAGAAUUUUUCCAACAACAGUGGCACGUGGUGGGUCAUUCUGUCUGCAGCAUGGUGAAAAACGUUUUUACAGGAGGUGACAUUGAAGCCGACCUAAACAAAACUGUGCUUGUUCUAAUCCCAAAAAAAGAAGGACCUGAAACUUUCACGAACUUCCGUCCCAUCAGCUUAUGCACAGUUAUGUACAAACUCAUCAUAAAAAUUAUUGCCCGUCGCAUAAAACAAGUGAUGCCUAUUCUGAUCAUGCCGAAUCAAACAAGCUUUAUCGCUUGCCGCUCUAUCACCGAAAACAUCAUUAUAAAUCAGGAGGUAAUCCAUUCCAUGCGCCAACUCAAGACAAAGCAAGUUUGGAUGGCAAUUAAGGUGGAUCUUGAAAAAGCUUUCGAUCACCUCCGAUGGGAGUUCAUUCAAGACUCGCUCACUGAAGAUGGCUUUCCACCAUGCACUAUCCGACUCAUAAUGCACUGUAUCACUUCGACCUCUAUGCAAAUCCAAUGGAAUGGUGAGAAUUCUUCUGCGUUCCAACCAGAACGAGCAAUGGAACGCCUUGGCCAUAGCAUCCGUAAAUGUGUUGAAGAAGGUGAUUGGAAGGGUUAUUCUUUUUCCCGGCAGGGUCUCUCCAUCAAUCAUUUAUUUUUUGUUGAUGAUCUUAUGUUAUAUGCAAAGGCUGACCUACACCAUGCGGAAAUCAUUGAGAAAACCCUCAAGGAAUUUGGGUAUUUCUCGGGGCACAAAGUUAGUAAACGGAAGGCGCAUAUAUACUUCUCGCCUAAUACCACCAUAUCCACGAAAUCUUUUAUUCUAUCAUGUCUUGGUUUCCAAGAAGUUGAAUCUAUGGGGAAGUAUCUUGGACUUCCGGUCCUCCAUAGACGUAUGAAAAUUGCUGAUUUUGAUUUUAUCUUUGAUAAGUUCAGGAGUAAACUAAAUGGAUGGGCUGCUCGAUCCCUUUCGCUUGCAGGGCGUAUUACUCUGACAAAAUCAGUCCUUUCAGCUAUUCUGAAUUAUUUUAUGCAAGUCAUGUCAUUCCCUAAACGAGUCUAUAAUGAGAUAGAAAUUACGACAAACUCUUACUGGGUCCAACUACUCAGACAAAAAUAUAAAAUCCAGGAGGCUCACCCUAUAUUGGUUGAAAAGUACAAUUGUUCUCUAUUAUGGAGAGGAAUAUCAAAAAUAUGGAGACAAUUGCUCUCAUGUUUGGUUUGGUCAGUGGGUAAUGGGAACUCUAUAACUUUCUGGAAUGAUAAUUGGGUGCCGAGCUUGGGGCCUUUACGAGACUAUGCCCGAGAUGAUAUACAUGCUGAUUUAACCCAGAAAAUUCACAACUUCGUUGAUGUUCAUGGCCAUUGGGACAUUGAAGCUCUAUCUCAAGUUCUUAUUCCAGCUGCCAUACCUCAUGUCAUUAGUGUUCUACCCCCAGAUAGAAACGAUAAACCCGAUACACUGAUAUGGAGAUGGACUCCUGAACUUAGCUUUACAAUUAAGUCAGCUUAUACUUUUCUCAUGGAAGGUAACUGGAAUGAAAAAAGCUCUAUUUCGAAGGUAAUUUGGUCAAUCACUGCUCCUCAACGAGUUCGGAUGUUUACAUGGCUCGCUUAUAAAGAAAAAAUCAUGACGGAUUAUGAGCGAGGAAGACGACUGCUCACAAAUAACUAUUCAUGUCCGACUUGUGGUGCAGCAACUGAAACUGUAAUUCAUGUGCUACGUGACUGCCCACCAAGCCGACACAUGUGGUUGCACAUUGUGCCCCAAUCCGCCUGCUCAAGCUUUUUCGGGACUGACCUUCAUUCAUGGAUUACGCAAAACAUACACACUCGAUCAUUCAUAGUAGUUAUAGUUGGGCCAAAUGCUAUGAAACCAAUAUCAGAAAUCCUUCUGCACGCCCGAGACAACAUGGGGCUGCUUCAACAUGGUCUUUGCCACCCUGAGGAUGGACGUUUUACAAAGAAUAUAGGGACAAUAUCGGCCCUCCAUGCAGAACUCUGGAGCAUCUAUGAAGGUUUACUCAUUGCAAGGAGCUUUGGGGUUUUCAAAUUAUUGAUACAAUCCGACUGUAGCAAAGUAGUCAAGCUGAUCGAAGAUAGUGCUACCAUUGACAAUCAUAUUCCUCUAGUGCGCGCAAUCCUAAAGCAACGAAGAUCUGGAAAAGAAGAAGAACAAGAAGAAUUUGCAGUUUCAAUUGUUAACCAGCAGCACCACUGCAACUAUACUACUAGAAAUAGAAGCAGUAAAAAAUAUAAAAGGGAUGAACUUGGUGGUGGUAUUUAUAUAGGAAAAGGGAAGGAUUUUGAUUCUGGGGUUACUGGCUCCUCUUAA
Messenger RNA from Hibiscus syriacus, 2718 nucleotides. RefSeq lists its product as uncharacterized. Gene Ontology annotation, molecular function: RNA-DNA hybrid ribonuclease activity; nucleic acid binding. The transcript is spliced from 8 exons. Bases 1 to 2718 code for a protein of 905 amino acids. The record is from RefSeq and is a predicted model, not a curated record. NCBI's taxonomy places the organism in Eukaryota, Viridiplantae, Streptophyta, Magnoliopsida, Malvales, Malvaceae.